AUGGUUGUGGAUACUGGGGCUGUAGUUACAGUUAUGCCUCAUAAUAUUUAUUUUGAAAAUUUUUAUAAAAAGGAAACCAAACUGGAAGAGUGUCAUAUAAAGUUGAAAACCUACACUGGAGAGGAUAUAAAUGUUCUUGGAAAGUUUCAGGCUAAUAUUAGCACCAACACAGGAGACAGCCAGCAUCUGCCGAUUGUCGUCAUCGAGAGCGCCGGAGCGCGCCAGCCAUCGCUACUGGGACAAUCGCAGAGACUACAUCUCGACUUUGCCUCAUUUGAAGGAAAGGAGUUCCUAAUCUUGGUUGAUGGUCACUCCAAAUGGAUUGAAGUCUUUUACAUGCCAACUACAACAGCUAGGCAAACCAUAGAAAAACUGAGGCAUUGUUUUGCAACGUUUGGCUUACCAACUACUAUUGUAACUGAUGGUGGUCCCCAAUUUACAUCCCAAGAAUUUAAUGAAUUUUUAAGUUAUAAUGGAAUCCAUCAUGUCUUGUCUCCGCCUUAUCACCCAGCCUCAAAUGGACUCGCCGAGAGAGCAGUCCAGACAGUGAAACAUGCUCUUCACAGGCAAUUGCUGCAUGAUGCGGAAUACAACCAAUCCCGGUCGCUUCAGCAUCGAAUAGACUCAUUUUUGUUCUCAUACAGGAAUACCCCACACACCAUAACCAAUGUGACCCCUUCAGAGGCUGUGUUUAAAUUCAAGCCUAGAACUCAACUUAGCUUGCUGAAACCUCAUUUAGCAGACCAAAUGCUUAACAAGCAAGAAAGUAUUGUCAAGAGUGCCAAUGCUCAUCGUGGAAAGCAACGAACAUUCACACUUCAAGACAAGGUUUAUGUAAAAACAGUACGUAACGAGAAGAUCAAUUGGCAGCCUGGCGUUAUCACCAAAGUAAUAAGUCCAGUAACAUAUUUGGUCAAAGUCGACAACCGAAGUAGAUUUGUUCAUGCAGACCACCUGAGGGUAAAUCUUUCGGAGGGGGAAGAUGGUGACAGUGAUAGUGAUAUCUUGGUACAAUCUCCGAGAGAACUUUACCAGAGCCCGGCGGAACAUCGAAUAUCGCCAGCCAAACAGCAAGGGUCACCAGCGAAACCAAAAUCACCAAAUCAAGGAACCCGCACAUCACCUAUGGCAAAACCAAUAGUAUCACCCAACGGCACAAAUCAAGGAAGCCCAGCCACACUCCGUCGCUCUAACAGGACCAUUAGAGCGCCUCGGAGAUUGGAGAUGUAA
This is a messenger RNA of Macrosteles quadrilineatus (aster leafhopper), 1230 nucleotides long. RefSeq lists its product as uncharacterized. NCBI's taxonomy places the organism in Eukaryota, Metazoa, Arthropoda, Insecta, Hemiptera, Cicadellidae. Gene Ontology annotation, molecular function: nucleic acid binding. Gene Ontology annotation, biological process: DNA integration. The record is from RefSeq and is a predicted model, not a curated record. The transcript is spliced from 2 exons. The coding region runs from base 1 to 1230 and encodes 409 amino acids.